AUGCCAGAAUUCCAUUAUUAUCGAACCUUGUGGUGGGAAAAAGGCGACUUCAAUCCAAAAGCAAAAUGGGAAGAGGCAACACUUCCGUACAAACUUGCAGCUGGUGUAAGCUUAGAAGAAUAUGAAGAGCGUUCGGAUAACCACACGAAGUUUUUACGUAUUGCUGCAAUCUCUCGAGUAUUCCUCAGGCAAUGCGAUCCUGUGUUUUCAACUGAUGGUGAUAUCAUAGGUCUUGGUGCAAUUCGAACUCGCGCCGACGAUUCUGAGAAAGAAGGAGAUGCAUGUUUUCGCCCUAAAAAACCACGAGUGCAACAACCAAAUGGAAGUGAUGGAGAGAAUGAGCCCUGGCCUAAUCUCGUGAUCGAAGUGGCGUAUUCUGAGAGUGAAUCACAUGUUCUUGAAAAAGUGAAAGAUUUCUGGCUACGCAAUUGGAGUCGUGCCCACGACACAAUCGUGGUUAAGAUCGAUAAACCUUUUGAAGCAAAGAAAGCUCCUUUACGGAUGCAAGCAUGGCACUUUUGUGCCAGGGACAGACCAAGAAGAACAGCAGAUAUCCAGCCUCGGACUUAUUUUGAAUUCGGUACCCAUGACAAAUAUGGGAACCCGACAAAUAUUGAACAAGGCCAAUGUGUCAUCAAUAUUUCUCUGGAUUGUUUGUAUGACAAUGCAUAUCCUGAAGCUAUAAUUCACCGACAACUUCUCCCUGAUCCAAUUGUACUGGAUUUCUUGAUAAUUCGGAACCAAUUCAUUCUUGCGUAUGAAUAA
This is a messenger RNA of Acaulospora morrowiae, 765 nucleotides long. The record is from the annotation of a GenBank genome assembly. Lineage: Eukaryota; Fungi; Glomeromycota; Glomeromycetes; Diversisporales; Acaulosporaceae.